GGGUGUGGCGGUUUCUGCGGUUGCACGGGGUUCGGACGGGUACGGAGCGCCUGGAGGGACAGCCCGGAUAAAGGUUCACUGAUGGCUCAGUUGGGAGCAGUUGUGGCUGUGGCUUCCAGUUUCUUUUGUGCAUCUCUCUUCUCAGCUGUGCACAAGAUAGAAGAGGGACAUAUUGGGGUAUAUUACAGAGGUGGUGCCCUGCUGACUUCCACCAGCGGCCCUGGUUUCCAUCUCAUGCUCCCUUUCAUCACAUCGUAUAAGUCUGUGCAGACCACACUCCAGACAGAUGAGGUGAAGAAUGUACCUUGUGGAACUAGUGGUGGUGUGAUGAUCUACUUUGACAGAAUUGAAGUGGUGAACUUCCUGGUUCCAAAUGCAGUGUAUGACAUAGUGAAAAACUAUACUGCCGACUAUGACAAGGCCCUCAUCUUCAACAAGAUCCACCACGAACUGAACCAGUUCUGCAGUGUACAUACACUUCAAGAGGUCUACAUCGAGCUAUUUGAUCAGAUUGAUGAGAAUCUCAAACUGGCUUUGCAACAGGACCUGACCACCAUGGCUCCUGGGCUUGUCAUCCAAGCUGUGCGGGUGACAAAGCCCAAUAUACCUGAGGCGAUCCGCAGAAACUACGAGCUGAUGGAAAGCGAGAAGACAAAGCUCCUUAUUGCAGCCCAGAAACAGAAGGUGGUGGAGAAGGAAGCCGAGACAGAGCGGAAGAAGGCCCUCAUUGAGGCAGAAAAAGUAGCUCAGGUUGCAGAAAUCACCUAUGGGCAGAAAGUGAUGGAGAAGGAGACUGAGAAGAAGAUUUCGGAAAUUGAAGAUGCCGCGUUUCUGGCCCGGGAGAAGGCAAAGGCUGAUGCCGAGUGCUACACUGCUAUGAAGAUAGCCGAAGCCAACAAGCUGAAGCUGACCCCUGAAUAUCUGCAGCUGAUGAAGUACAAGGCCAUUGCUUCCAACAGCAAGAUUUACUUUGGCAAAGACAUCCCUAACAUGUUCAUGGACUCUGCGGGCAGUCUGGGCAAGCAGUUUGAGGGGCUAGUUGACAAGCUAAGCUUUGGCUUAGAAGAUGAGCCCUUGGAGGUGGCCACUAAGGAGAAUUGAAAAACAAAUGUAUACAACCUCAGAUGACACUUAAAGAGAUCUUUAUUUUUUAAGGUGAAUCAGAAUGCUCCUCUCUCCCACACUACCUUCUCUGACUCUCUUCGAGUUACUGUGGUGAAAAAGAAGAAAUGGACUUAAAUCUAUUCCCCUUCCUGGGAGGGCAGGGCAGGGAUUGAUGAUUUGGGGUUUUAUUCAGGUAAGUAGAUUGCUUAUGAUAAGAUUUGUAAACCAUGGAUUUGACCUUCGACCUCCAGGCACUGAUUUUGUCCCUUUAAAGCUGGCUUAAUUAGAGAUGCUAUCAUUAAGGAGUGGGAGCAGUGCAGGGUGUUGCCUCCAGAUGGUUUGACUUCCCUUAUUUGAGAAAAUGCAGUCCACUGUUCUCACCCCUGCCUCCAAGGUGGGAGAUGCCCGUGGGAGAGGCCAGCAACUGAGCAAAUACAUGCUUGAAGUUUGCAGCAGAGCCAUAGAGAAACAGCUGCAGAGAAUGUUGGACUUCCCUGGUGGUUUUGUCAGUGCAUGUGCGAGUUAUUUCGGAGGCCUACUCUUUUGAGCCCUCAUAAAGAAGAACUGGUGCUAGGUUUUACAAGAUUUUCUAUAUACCAUGUUCCUUGCCCUAGGGCUCAAAGAGUGGUGGUUUCUGACUCUGUUUCCACAGUCAGAGCUUGGUCAUCACCACACAAUUCUUUUUGAAACUUUUCACCUAUUCUGUGAUUUGGUUUUUUCUUCCCAAAUAAUCUGUUCAUUGGUUCCACUCAGCACGAAGAAGACAGGAACAGACAACUGAAGUGUCUUAAUAGCUGCUGAAGUGGGAUCAUUAUAUCUAUUAGCUACUGCAGUACCUGCUUAGCAGAUUAUGUAUGUACCUUGAGAUCAAGUGUCUUUUUAUUGUUGUGGAGAUUCUACAUUGAAAAGCUCUUACAUGGUGUAUGGAGGGGGAGGAAGAGUCAGCCAAGAGAUUUCUUGGUCUUAAUGCCUAUGGCUUGUGCUGGGAGCUUGUCUGACAUAGUGAUAAAAGGGAGCCUAUUCUCUAAAUAGCAUGUGUUUUUAAAUCCAGGGCUCCAGGUGGCUACACAGGGGUCAGACUGAAUGCUAACCCUCCAGAGACAGCUGUGUGGAUGCAAGUCAGAGUUCAUGCCAAGUCCCUGGGUUGGACUGGCUGUGUCAAAAUCUGUUCAGAAUGUUUUCUUUUUCAUAAAUAGUUAGAAAAGUUUAGAGUCACCCUGGGAGAUUUGGGAUGGGGAGAGACAACGAAACAGAGGUUUUUUUUAUAGCCUGAAAUUGGGGUGGAGGGUGGGGGAUGUAAUCUAUACAGCCCAUGCAUUGUGCACAGGUUUCUUAUGUGGAGGGCAACUAUCUAGGGUUCACUCACAAGCUCACUGGUACCCUCCAUGACCAGCUCUAGGUUAGGAGUCAGCCAUACUAUUAGCUGCCACCCCCAAAACUCCUACUGUACCUCUCUUCCCUAGGUGAAUGCUGUGAAUGAUACUUGCUGGCACCAAGCCUCACCUCACUUUUGGUUCCAUGCCCAGACUUCUAGUUUACUGAAUGGUCCCAGAACUCGGGCCAACUUGCUCCUCAGUAACAUCAGGCUUGUCAGGAGUUUGGGGAGCAUUCAGCCUGCCUGGAAAGAUAGAAAGUGUUAACUCCCCUUCAAAUGUUGCCCUUCUCUGUUCUAACUCCUGGGAUUUAGAAUUCUCAAACAUCUGGUCCUGGUCACACUUCGUGCAGGUAGCAAAAUGUUCCUGGGAGUGACAGAUUUUAAUGUGCUCAAAAGUCUUUGCAGAAGAUCUCCUAAGACCUGCACAGGAUAAAUAUUAAAAUACAUUCAUCUUCCUCCCAUUUCAAUGCUAAUAAUCACUUGUAAGGAGCAACAUGACACACCCAGUAUGCCCUAUUCACAUAUAUGUCUGCUCCUUUUACUCUGAGCUCUUGCUGCCUGGGCCUCAGAAAACAACACUUCACUAUAAUGGAUUCAGGAGCAGGGAUAUCUUAGCCUCUCUAAAUAGCAUGCUUUGCUCAGGAUCUUAACUUGAAAGCCUCUCUGGUACUGACACCCUGUGAGAGCCUCAAUAGAAUAAAGUCCUGAUGCAACUGCCCCCCCCCCAAUGUUAAUGUCACUCUGUCUUUAAACAAAAAAUAUAUUGUCAUACCCAUUAGCAUAAAUCCUAUGGUUGUCUGUACCCAUCUGAACAGUAAAAUCAUGGAAGUCAGCUGUUUCCUUAGCAUGGGACAACUAACCCAUCUGUCUGUGUGACUGUUUUUUUAACACUAGAAAAUCUGAUCUUAAAACAUUUGAAUUCUAAGCAUGUAAAAUGUGAGAGCCUGCAAUUUUGUAGGCAGUGGAGUGAUGGCUGCUAUUUAUAAAUGGAACUUCUAUCAAAAUAGGUAACUGUUUAUAAAAUUCAGUUUUUGUAGGAUUUUCCAAGGAAAAGUCACCUUGGUUGAAUGUUUCUUAUUCAUUAAACUUUAUAGAAGCGAUUCAUAUUCAGUACUGUUUUAAUCACUUUUUUUAAUAUAGGGACAGAAUGUCUGCAAGGAAACCAAAGUUUGUUAAUAAUUUUUAUAUAACUAAAAAAAAAUAGAUUCAGAAGGAUCUGUGAUCAUAUUAAGUUGGGACAGGAGUUGGGGUAAAUCACUGAGAGAAUCUUAGCAAUGUAGUGAUCCAAAAAAAGGAGAUGUUUUAUAAAUGACCUGUAGCAGUUUCUGUGGGUCUGUGUAUCUUUGAACACUGAUAAUUUUACCAUUCAAAAAGUAAAUAGUGCAAGUAAGGUGGUCGUAUUUAUUGCCUUAAUUGUCUAUUUAAGUUUGAUUGAAGAUAAACUGUAUCUUGGCUAGUGGCUACUCUGUCUAUGAACUUAACCACUACUUCUUUAGUCCUAUUCAGUAGGGUUCUAGCCACUGUUUUUGUUGUUUCCCAUAAAAGAGGUAACAGCCAGUCAUAUUGUUUGUAUUUCCAUUCCUUUUUAUUUUUGCUUUUGUGUAGCCUGGUGAUUGAAUAAUCCAACGAAUUCUACUUUGAAAGAGCCCUGAGGGCUUAAUGACCCCCUUUGUAAGUGAGAAGUCAUUCUUGUCAUUUUAAUCAUUCGAUAAGUGAUACUGCUGGAUUAACUGCCUUGGGUUGACAGCUGGAGGAGUUGUUUUGGACCACACUAAAAGUCUCCUUGAAUUUAUGUCUUAGUUUUAUUUUCAGUUCUGCUAAAUAAAAUGAGUCUGCAUUUA
Galeopterus variegatus (Sunda flying lemur) is the source of this 4320-nucleotide messenger RNA. It is a transcript of the gene ERLIN2, whose product is annotated as ER lipid raft associated 2. Bases 82 to 1101 code for a protein of 339 amino acids. NCBI's taxonomy places the organism in Eukaryota, Metazoa, Chordata, Mammalia, Dermoptera, Cynocephalidae. Gene Ontology annotation, cellular component: endoplasmic reticulum membrane; endoplasmic reticulum. The record is from RefSeq and is a predicted model, not a curated record. The transcript has 12 exons. Gene Ontology annotation, biological process: SREBP signaling pathway. Gene Ontology annotation, molecular function: ubiquitin protein ligase binding; cholesterol binding.